Molecule: messenger RNA, 309 nt
Organism: Fasciola hepatica (liver fluke)
Lineage: Eukaryota; Metazoa; Platyhelminthes; Trematoda; Plagiorchiida; Fasciolidae
Source: the annotation of a GenBank genome assembly
AUGUCAGCUCUCCUUUGUUGUUCCCGUACCUCUACGGUUGGCUAUUCGAGCAGACCUUUCAUUCGAUUGUUUGUAUUAAAGGGAUUGGAUAUAAUCGUACGAAAAUCAGGCAAAACUGUUCGCCUUGGUCACAUGUUCCACGUUUUGGCUCAUAUAGGAGCUGGCACACUGAUUAAGCACAUCUCGCGAAUUCGAUUCACAUUGUUACACAGUGAUUGCUCAUGGGGGCUUAGUUCAUCCAAUCCACAGCAUAACCCUAGCUCACUUCUCCAGCAUGGACAGGAUGUUGCUCAGAUCGUCAGUUUUUGA